UGUAAUGACUGGCAUGCUACUUCUCUGGGCUUUCACAGAUGCCUCAGCUGCACUCUCUAUAAUUUCAUUGCAGAACCCAGUCCGGGUCUUCUCUGGUCAGACGGCUGUCCUGCCCAUCUCCCUCCAGUUCCAGAACCCAGUAUGGGAAUUCUACCAUGUCAAGUGGGAUUUCAUCACAGGGAAUCGUCCUGUCUUGGUCUACAUGGUGGACCACUGUACUGGAGCCCCAGGGUCACGGGAGCGCACCUGCCAGCACAGUCUGGAGCAGGCAGGAUUUUAUCAGCAGCGGGCGAAUGUCUCCUUCGAGAGUGCUUCGCUAGUGCUCAAGGGCGUGCAGCCAGAGGAUGCGGGGACGUACCAGAUAACGGUACGAAGCUUGGAUGUAUCGGGCACUGCUCUAGUGAACCUGACUGUGGAAGGAAAAUUUGCCUGGAAAAGCCUCAGCACCAUUAACACUAUCCGUAUGGUCUUUGCCUGCCUGGUUCUCUGCGUUUUGGCACUGAUAGUGGGAGAGUAUAUUCAUGCAUCAGGCAGCAACAUCACUCAGCGUGAGGAGACACUGGUCCACCCGAGACGCCAGAUGGAGGUGCACUCCUGGUUGGGGACACACAACACAUAAUUGUUGUUUCAUCUACUUCAGCUUCCUUCCACGGACAAUGACCAGCACCAAAUGCUUAUGAGAGAGGAGGAAAAUGCCUAUA
Chelonoidis abingdonii (Abingdon island giant tortoise) is the source of this 701-nucleotide messenger RNA. The record is from RefSeq and is a predicted model, not a curated record. NCBI's taxonomy places the organism in Eukaryota, Metazoa, Chordata, Testudines, Testudinidae.